Molecule: messenger RNA, 3272 nt
Organism: Prosopis cineraria
Lineage: Eukaryota; Viridiplantae; Streptophyta; Magnoliopsida; Fabales; Fabaceae
Product: beta-galactosidase 1-like
Exons: 19
Coding region: 168-2705 (845 amino acids)
Biological process (GO): carbohydrate metabolic process
Cellular component (GO): cell wall; vacuole
Molecular function (GO): beta-galactosidase activity; carbohydrate binding
Source: RefSeq, a predicted model, not a curated record
AUCUUUCUUCCACUCUUCAAUCAUUCAGUGGAAGAAAAGGGGAAGAAAAUUGGGGGAAAACGGGAGUAAGAAGCAUGGAAUAAAGUGUCAGGGUUGAGGAUAUCUUGAACAGAAGGAAGUCAUUAUUACUUCACCAAGCUGAGGACCAAAGUCAGUAGAUAGUAUUCAUGGCCAUGGGCUUCUUCAAGCUCAUAAUGUGUAAUGUUCUUGUUGUCCUGGUGCUGCUUCCAUGUUCAUUAUUGGGUUCUGUGAGAGCCUCUGUAUCUUACGACCAUACAGCUAUUACCAUUAAUGGCCAGAGAAGGAUCCUCAUCUCUGGAUCCAUUCAUUACCCGAGAAGUGCUCCUGAGAUGUGGCCAGAUCUCAUUCAGAAGGCUAAAGAAGGAGGAUUGGAUGUAAUUCAGACUUACGUUUUCUGGAAUGGGCAUGAAACUCAGCCUGGCAAAUAUUAUUUUGAGGGGAACUAUGAUCUAGUGAAGUUCAUUAAGUUGGUGCAGCAGGCAGGCCUCUAUGUUCAUCUGAGAAUUGGCCCUUAUGUCUGUGCUGAGUGGAACUUCGGGGGUUUCCCUGUUUGGCUGAAGUACAUUCCAGGUAUCAGCUUUCGAACUGACAAUGAGCCUUUCAAGUUCCAAAUGCAAAGGUUUACAACUAAGAUCGUUGAUAUGAUGAAAGCCGAGAAGUUAUUUGAGUCUCAGGGUGGUCCAAUAGUUCUAUCCCAGAUUGAAAAUGAAUACGGACCCGUGGAAUAUGAAAUUGGCUCACCCGGUAAAGCCUACACUCAGUGGGCAGCGGAUAUGGCUGUAGGACUUGGUACAGGGGUUCCUUGGGUCAUGUGCAAGCAAGAUGAUGCUCCUGAUCCUGUUAUUAACACAUGCAAUGGCUUCUAUUGUGAUUAUUUCUCUCCAAAUAAGGACUACAAACCAAAGAUGUGGACAGAAGCUUGGACUGGCUGGUUUACUGAGUUUGGAGGUCCAGUUCCUCACCGGCCUGCUGAAGACAUGGCAUUUUCAGUUGCAAGGUUUAUGCAGAAAGGGGGAUCUUUUGUUAAUUAUUACAUGUAUCAUGGGGGAACAAAUUUUGGUCGAACUGCUGGGGGUCCAUUCAUUGCUACAAGCUACGACUAUGAUGCGCCUCUUGAUGAAUAUGGACUGCUCAGGCAGCCAAAGUGGGGCCAUCUGAAGGAUUUACACAGAGCAAUAAAACUAUGUGAACCUGCUUUAAUAUCUGGAGAUCCUAUUGUAACAAAGAUUGGAAACUCUCAAGAGGCUCAUGUCUUCAAAUCAGAAUCGGGAGCUUGUGCUGCAUUCCUUGCAAACCAUGAUUCAAGAUCUACUGCAACAGUGGCCUUUGGAGAUAGGCAUUACAACUUGCCUCCGUGGUCUAUAAGCAUUCUUCCUGACUGCAAGCACACUGCUUUCAACACAGCAAGGGUUGGAGCGCAGAGUGCACAAAUGAAGAUGACUAGUGUUCCAAUUCAUGAAGGACUCUCUUGGGAUUCAUUCAAUGAAGAUACAGCCUCAACUUAUGAUAGUUCCUUUACCAUGACAGGCCUGUUGGAGCAGAUAAAUACAACAAGAGAUGUCUCAGACUACUUAUGGUAUUCCACAGAUGUUGUGAUUGAUCCCAGUGAAGAAUUUUUGAGCAACGGAAAGGACCCUGUUCUUACAAUCUUAUCCGCUGGGCAUGCUUUACAUGUCUUUAUCAAUGGUCAGCUAUCAGGAACUGUCUAUGGAAGCUUAGAUUUUCCAAAAAUAACAUUCAGUGAGAGUGUGAAGCUGAGAGCUGGUAUUAACAAAAUCUCCCUCCUAAGUGUUGCAGUUGGUCUCCCGAAUGUUGGUCCACAUUUUGAAACAUGGAAUGCUGGUGUUCUUGGCCCUGUUACACUGAAUGGUCUCAAUGAGGGGAGAAGGGACUUAUCGUGGCAGAAAUGGUCUUACAAGAUUGGUCUAAAAGGUGAAGCCUUGAGUAUUCAUUCUCUUAGUGGAAGUUCUUCAGUUGAGUGGAUACAGGGGUAUUUAGUUUCACAAAAGCAGCCAUUGACUUGGUACAAAACUACUUUUGAUGCCCCAGCUGGAACUGCACCAUUGGCUUUAGACUUGAGCAGCAUGGGCAAAGGUCAAGUAUGGAUAAACGGGCAGAGUCUCGGUCGCUACUGGCCUGCUUAUAAAGCAUCAGGUACUUGUGAUUCCUGUAACUAUGCAGGAACUUAUAAUGAGAAGAAAUGUGGAAGUAACUGUGGCGAGGCCUCUCAAAGAUGGUAUCAUGUCCCUCGAUCAUGGUUGAAGCCAGUUGGAAAUUUACUGGUUGUGUUUGAGGAAUUGGUUGGAGAUCCAAGUGGCAUUGCUUUGGUUAGACGGGAAAUAGACAGUGUUUGUGCUGAUAUUUAUGAAUGGCAGCCAAAUCUAAGAAGUUAUCGGAUGCAAGCAUCUGGCAAGGUCAGCAGACCUUUGAGACCGAAAGUACAUUUAUCAUGUGGCCCUGGGCAGAAAAUCUCCUCAAUCAAGUUUGCUAGCUUUGGUACUCCAGUAGGGUCCUGUGGAAGCUUUCAGGAAGGAAAAUGUCAUGCUCACAAGUCAUAUGAUGCCUUUGAAAGGAACUGUGUUGGGCAGAAUUGGUGCAAAGUAACUGUGACACCUGAAAACUUUGGAGGAGAUCCAUGUCCAAAUGUGAUGAAGAAACUCUCAGUGGAGGCCAUUUGCUCCUGAUCAUCCUUAAAUCAGAAAACAAACGUGACAAUGGUUCAAGAUUACAAUUUUUUUUUUUUUAAUGAUUCAAUUAAGCGUUGUUGGGUCAACCAAUUCUACAAAUAUAGAUCACCACCACAAGCAUUGUUUUUGGCUUUACCUAGGUGAAGUUGCAGUAAAACACAACACACCCUCUGGUUAAAGGCCUCUAGAGAUUGUGGACGUGGACGUGUAUAUAUUGUUCUAGGUAUACAGAAGGUGAAGAAGCUCUGUGAAGAACUAUUGCUGGAUAAUCAUCGAAACAAUACUAUCGGAUCCAUGUGCAAAAAAAUCUCCUUUUUUGUUAUCUUGUGAAGCCUCUUGCUUCCUGUACUAUUUUUGUUAUUUUUCCCCCCUGGAAGCUUCCAUGAGAUCUGGUUGUUUAGUUGCUCUAUUCUUGUAAGAAACAUCUCAAGAAAAAUUGCAAGUCAAAGCCAUGUUUGCUUCUCUUUUCUAAUGCCUUGUCUUUUGGUUUUGUUGAACUUUGUCUUUGGUUCAUGAUGUUUCAUGCUCACUGUAAUAGUACAGUGGUAGGUUAUUCAUUUCGUU